Molecule: messenger RNA, 3294 nt
Organism: Capronia coronata CBS 617.96
Lineage: Eukaryota; Fungi; Ascomycota; Eurotiomycetes; Chaetothyriales; Herpotrichiellaceae
Product: AMP deaminase
Exons: 2
Coding region: 1-3294 (1097 amino acids)
Biological process (GO): IMP salvage; AMP metabolic process
Cellular component (GO): cytosol
Molecular function (GO): AMP deaminase activity
Source: RefSeq, a predicted model, not a curated record
AUGGAUAGCCGCAAUCCUGCACUACCCAUCGCACCAAAUGGUCUGACAGCAGAUUCGGACGAGGAAGACGAUGUCUACGACUGGAAAUCGCGCAUGACGGGCAUGCAGGACGACUCUGGAGCUGAGAACACCGUCACUGGUAGUGCAUUCCCUCAACACACCGAGACUGGUGAAGACCAAAACACAAAUACCCCGGCGACCGGUGACACACAUUCCUCCGACGAGCUUCAAGAAGACGACCAGGUCCGCCAUCCGUUCUAUCAUUAUGCUGCCGAAAAACGCGACACUUAUGCCGAUGCAAAGCUCAUCUAUCAACGGCAUCGCAUGGACACCAAGUCCGAAAAGGACCUAGCCGGGAGUCCGAUGUCGCUGGGGAGAUCGUUCACAAUGCCCUCUUCCCUGGAAGGCGCCGAUACAGUCUUGCACCGCACCCCCAGCACCACCUCGCGACAAUCACGUCUUAGCCAGCGCGGGACCGCUCCAAGCGGCCAGCAAAUGGACCCUCCCAAAGAAUCUUUAUCUGGUCUGCAAAUUCAUAGCGGUCUCGCUGCAGAUGGUCAUCCAGACCCUAGCCUUGCUGCCGAUGCCGCUGCUCGGAGCCAUCGACACCAUCCACGUCUGCCGCACGAGUUCAAGGAUCCUUUACUGGCUCACGAGGGUGUCCAUGGUGCAGGCGCUGGUGUAGGCCUGGGCAGUGGUCCCGGGGGAAUGGCUUCCAGUGAUGAGAGCAUCGUCAGCGAGGUGGAGGCCAUCUGCGACAAGAUCAAGACGCUGCUGGACUUGCGGCAGAAGUACAUGAAGAUCUCUCUUCAGUGCCCCGGAGUGAACCCCAAAGAUGAGGAAACUUGGGAGGUCUAUCCACCGCCGCCAAACCCAGUCUGGAACGAGCAAAAGGCUCGAGAACCGACGCAAGACUACAUCCCUCCCAACAGCACGUCGAGCAGUCUGUACAUGGCCGACACCAAGGCACAGGGCUCGGGGAGUGCUGGCGAUGGGAACAGAGGGGCGCCGGGAGGUAGCCAGGCAGAGCCAGACAGGGCGCCUCCUUCACCUACCAAUUCCAAAAAGACGCGAAAGCCUGGCCAGGCCAUCGGAGAAGACUUUCACAUCAACGACUGCUAUAUCCCUCCGAAGGAUGGGAACGUACGGUAUGAAAUGGACGACGGCAGUGUCUUUCAGGUGUAUGAUGAACAUGACCAGCCGCUGGUGGAGGUGCCCACGUUGAGAGAUUACUACAUCGCCCUCGACACCAUUCUUGAUCUUGCUUCCGACGGUCCAGCGAAGAGCUUCGCAUAUCGCCGUCUGCAGUAUCUGGAAGGACGGUAUAACCUGUACACCCUGCUCAACGAAUAUCAGGAAGUGGCGGAUACCAAGAAAGUGCCUCACCGUGAUUUCUAUAACGUGCGGAAAGUUGACACCCACGUCCACCACUCGGCGUGCAUGAACCAAAAGCAUUUGUUGCGGUUCAUCAAGAGCAAAAUGAAGAGAUGUCCUGAUGAAGUGGUGAUCGACCGCGACGGGAAGACGUUGACCCUGAGAGAGGUGUUUGAAAGUAUCAACCUCACGGCGUACGAUUUGAGCAUUGACACCUUGGACAUGCACGCCCAUACCGACUCGUUCCACCGUUUCGACAAGUUCAACCUGAAGUACAAUCCCAUCGGUCAGUCUCGACUGAGAGAGAUCUUCCUCAAGACGGACAAUUUCAUCAAAGGUAGGUAUCUUGCGGAGAUCACGCGUGAAGUCAUUUGCGAUCUGGAAUCUAGCAAGUACCAAAUGGUCGAAUGGCGGAUCAGCAUCUAUGGCCGCAGUAUCGAUGAAUGGGAUAAGCUGGCCGCUUGGGUGGUUGACAACAAGCUCUUCUCGCACAACGUUCGCUGGCUCAUCCAGAUCCCGCGCCUGUAUGCGUUGUAUAAAUCGCUGAAGUCGGUCGACAACUUUGAGGGUGUCUUGAAGAAUGUCUUCCAGCCGUUGUUCGAAGUCACCCAGGAUCCCUCCACCCACCCGAAACUGCACAUCUUUCUGCAACGAGUGAUUGGGUUCGACAGUGUUGAUGACGAGAGCAAGGUGGAACGGCGCCUGUAUCGGAAGUUUCCCAUUCCGAAGGACUGGAACACGAAACAGAACCCGCCGUACGGAUACUGGAUCUAUUACCUGUUUGCGAACUUGACUUCUCUCAACGCAUGGCGCAAGAAGAGAGGGUUCAAUACGUUCUUGCUGCGACCGCACUGCGGCGAGGCCGGAGACACGGACCAUCUGGCGGCGGCAUUCCUGUGCUGCCACAGCAUUGCGCACGGCAUCACGCUCCGCAAAGUGCCCUUGAUCCAAUACGUCUUUUACCUGGAGCAGAUCGGAAUCGCCAUGUCGCCCUUGAGCAACAAUGCACUGUUCCUGACGUAUGACCGCAACCCGUUCAUCAGCUACUACAAAAAGGGGCUGAACGUUUCGCUGUCGACCGAUGAUCCGCUGCAGUUCGCGUUCACCAAGGAGCCGUUGAUCGAAGAAUAUUCGGUGGCCGCGCAGAUCUACAAGCUGAGCAACGUAGAAAUGUGCGAGCUGGCCAAACAUUCCGUCGACCAAUGCGGCUUCGAGUUGACGCUGAAACAACGCUGGCUGGGGAAGUACUGCUACCUUCCGGGAGUGCUGGGCAACGACGUGGCCAAGUGCAACGUGCCGGACGUCCGGGAAGCAUUCCGCCACGAGACAUUGAAGGCCGAACACGCCUUCAUUGCCAAAUACACCCAGGACUAUACCCAUUUCAACCGCUGCACUCCUGACUUCCCGGAUCCGUCCGACCCGCUCACGCCGAUCGAGGAGGUCUACAAAGGACUUGAGUCUCCGAGACAGUUUUAUUCGACCUUUUCCAAUCCGGUCGCGCCAUCGGCGGCAGCUAAUAACAGCAACAGCAACAACCACCACCACCACCACCAGCAGCAGCAGAGUGCGAGAUGGCCACGCUCGAGAUCGAGUAUGACGGCCCUCGAUCGCAGUAACACGACCAACACAUCUCCCACUCGACCCCGGACCAUGUCGAGUGCUCUGUAUUCCGCGGCGUCGCAUCCGGACACGCACAUCUCGGGGCAAGAGCCACGCGCUUUCCCCGGCGUCGUGCACCAGCGCGAGCGGAGACGCAGCUUGAGAGUCAGCUCGAGUACGUCGGACAUGGCGGCCCCGGAUUCCAUGGGUGCGAGUAGGACCCGGAGUAUGAGUUCCAGUCAGCAUAUGGAGCCGGCGUUGGCGAAAUUCAGGGCCCGGGAAGAUUCCGAGUUGUCUGCGCAGAUGGAGCAAUCAGAUUGA